GUUCAAUAAGGUGCGUAAAGGCUGCGGAUCAUUAUUCCUCCUUUUUGCCUUUAACGGGGAGUCUAGUCGUCUCCUUCACAUGUAAACUGCGGGGGAUAAUCUCAGGUUCUGCUACUUGAUGGCAGGGGCCAUCUACUUGGUCGGCUCGCUGCCCUCGUGGCUAAACAGGUUCUGCUGGGUCACAAAGUUGUGGUUGUGAGAUGUGAGGGAAUCCAAAUCUCUGGCAACUUCUACCGCAACAAGCUGAAGUACCUCGCUUUCCUGCGUAAGAGGAUGAACACCAACCCCUCUCGUGGCCCAUACCACUUCAGAGCUCCCAGCAGGAUCUUCUGGAGGACAGUCAGAGGCAUGUUGCCCCACAAGACCAAGAGAGGUCAGGCUGCUCUGGAGAGGCUGAAGGUGUUUGACGGCAUCCCCCCGCCCUAUGACAAGAGGAAGCGUAUGGUCGUCCCAGCUGCUCUUAAGAUUGUGCGUCUGAAGCCCACUCGCAAGUACGCCCUCCUCGGCCGUCUGGCACAUGAGGUCGGCUGGAAGUACCAGGCCAUCACAGCCACCCUGGAGGAGAAGAGAAAGGAGAAGGCCAAGCUCCGCUACACCAAGAAAAAGACAAUGGUCAAGCUGACCAAGCAGGCGGAAAAGAACGUUGAGGGCAAGAUCGCAGCAUACACACAAGUUCUGAAACAAUAUGGAGUCCUUGUCUGAGCUGGUUCCCUCUGGCCAAUAAAGAUAAAUAAAUGUUUAUAAAUGGUG
Messenger RNA from Paralichthys olivaceus (Japanese flounder), 750 nucleotides. It is a transcript of the gene rpl13a, whose product is annotated as ribosomal protein L13a. NCBI's taxonomy places the organism in Eukaryota, Metazoa, Chordata, Actinopteri, Pleuronectiformes, Paralichthyidae. Gene Ontology annotation, molecular function: mRNA binding; structural constituent of ribosome. The record is from RefSeq and is a predicted model, not a curated record. Gene Ontology annotation, biological process: negative regulation of translation; translation. Gene Ontology annotation, cellular component: cytosolic large ribosomal subunit; ribosome.